Molecule: messenger RNA, 5125 nt
Organism: Octopus bimaculoides (California two-spot octopus)
Lineage: Eukaryota; Metazoa; Mollusca; Cephalopoda; Octopoda; Octopodidae
Product: SPRY domain-containing protein 7
Molecular function (GO): protein binding
Source: RefSeq, a predicted model, not a curated record
AGGAUGGUCCGUGUGUCAGAGUGGUCGGCGCACGUAGGUUGCUUAGUCUAAUCAUGAUGGACAGUAUGGCGGCGUGUUUUUGUUGUUUACGUUGCCGUACCUUUGGUGCAGGUAUUAGCGGUGGACAUGUAAUUUUAAAAGAGCAACCAGCUGUAAAAUUAGAUACAGCGCAUAUGGGUAAUGAUGUUGUUAUUGUCAAACAUGGUCGUAGGAUCUGUGGCUCUGGGGGAGCAUUGGCUAAUGUUCCAAUUGUCCAGAACAAAGCAUAUUUUGAAAUCAAAGUACAAUGUGGAGGAUCCUGGGGUGUAGGAUUGGCUUUAAGGAAAGUUGACCUGAAUAUUCUGCCUCUCGGAUGUGAACCUGAUGCUUGGAUUCUGCGUAACGAUGGUAAACUCUAUCAUAAUAACGAAGAGAAAAUACAGAUCCCAGAAUUAGCCCAAGAGGGAGAUAUCAUUGGUUUAUCUUAUGACCAUGUGGAUUUGAAUUUCUUCUUAAAUGGCAAACCAACUAACACGCCAGUCAGUGGAUUAAAAGGCACACUUUAUCCUGUAAUGUAUGUUGAUGAUGGAGCUGUUCUGGAUGUGCAAUUUGCUACAUUUUAUCAUCAGCCACCAGAUGGCUUUGACAGGAUCAUGAUUGAACAGUCACUUCUAUGAAAAGCUGCUUUCUAUAAAUGAGGUGACAGAGGCAACUGUGAACCAAAAAAAACACCGAGGUAGCUACUUUGUUGGAACUUGUAUAAUAUCUAAUUGUAAACUAGAACCUCUAUGUAAUACAAUAUGUACAAUUAUUGACAUAUUCUUGUAUAUGACGCAUUUAUAUUGAAAAUUAAAAUGUUGUUUAUUUUGAUAAAUUAUCAUUUCACAAACAGAAUCAAACCAAAACAUGGAAAUAUAACAUAUUUUUUAUGUUAACUUUCUGAUACUCAUUUUCAUACAAACAUUUUAAUUACUGUAUUUUCCUAAAUUACUUGUCUUUUCCUUGAGUAAGAUUUUACCACAGUCUCAGAAAAUGUUUCCUUGUAAUUAUAAUUAUUAAAUAUUUAACUGUAAGUUAAAAUAAAUACCUAGCUUGUGUAACUUGUACUUAAUCUUUUAGCAUUUAAACCAGCCAUAUCCGGCUCAAAUAUUCUACCUGCUUUACAUUCAAACCAACCAGAUCUGGCCUCUUACACCUACCCUGCAAUGUUAUUCUAAAAAUAAUCAGUCACACUAUCAAAGUCUUGAAGUUACAAGAUAAUGCAUGAUUAAUUCAAAACAAUGUGAAUAAAUAAGUGUUACAUUUGACAGAAGAAUCUGAAUGUUAUAGAAUUAAAAAAGCAAAGCAUAUUAUACUUUUUCCAAGUUAAUAUUAUCUAUCUCUAAAGGUGUCAAGCUGCCAGAAUCGUUAUCGUUCUGCACAAAAUACUUAAUGACAUUUCCUCUGACUUUACGUUCUGAGUUCAAACGCCACCUGGGUGGACUUCACCUUUACCAGUUAAGCACUGGGGUCAAAGUAAUCAAUUUACACUGGCCCCUUAGAUUGCUGGCCUUGUGCCAAAAUUUGAAACCAACAUUAUCUAAUCUUCAUAUAUUCUGUGUGAUAAAUAUUUUAAAUAUUAUCUUAUAUCUGGUAUUUCUAGAAAUUUAAUUAAAAUCACUCCAAUUUUCCUGCUCUGUUGUGCUUGAUGUCUAAAAAUUUUAGUGUUUAACUUUUAAUCCCCCUGCCCUGUCUCACAGCAUUUAAUAUUUUUUUAAUUUUUUAUUGUAUUCUCUGUGUGACAUACAAGUUUUUAAACAGAGGUGUUGCAAUAUUAAUGUAUUAUUUAGACAUUUCAAGUACACUAACCUCUAUCAAUUUUUGCCAUCAAAUUAAAAUUGCCGCUACAACCUCACUUACUAAAUUUAUAAUAUCCUUCUGCGGAUAUUUGUGUAGAAGAUUUUAGGAUCUGUGGAGGGGACAUUCUGUUAUCUUCCAAGAGUCUGUGCCAUAGAGCAAUGAGUGUAUGAUACAGAGUUUGUAUUGAGCGGACUUCACUACAAUGUUCACUUUCUAAAUCCACAAUAUUAUUCUGUGGUUAUUUAUGUUGAAGAUUUGGUGAGGUGACAUUCUGUUGUUCUCCAACAGUCUGUGUCGUAGAUCAAAGACCAUAUGAUACAGCUCUAACAUAAUUUCAUCAUGAUGAUCAUACUGAGUGAACUUCUCUCCAGUGUUUAGCAUUUCAAUGGUGUAUUUUGUCUUGCUGUAAUAGCUCGUAAUUUCUAUUGCAAGCAGGUAUCUUCCACCUACUGUGACUGAUCAAGGGUUUGGGAUUCAAUUGAGCAUAUUCGUUUUGUGUAACUUAGUAUCAAAGAUAAAAAUCAAUAUUAUAUUCUUUUCUGAAAAGCAUAGAAAAACAGAAGAGCUUCAGCCAAAAAACAUUUUUGUAUAUAAUUUUAUUCUUUCAUGUCAACAUGAGUUCAGAUUCUGCUAAUGGUCAACCUAACUUUUCGUUUGGGUUCCAUAAAACAAGUCUUAAUAAUAGAUUGAAAUGAAUUCAAUUACCUAUACAUCUGGCCUUAUUACUGAAAAAAUUAAUGUGUUCUUUCAUCCAUUAUCAGUCUAACUGGUUAUUUUUUUACAAUUUCACCUUUCUAAUUUUUAGGUAUUAUUUAUUAAACAUUUAUAAUUUUUUUUUUUCCUUUGGCUUCUGUAUUUGGUUUGCAAGAUUCUUGAUGUGAACUCGUGUGUUGAAACAAAUUUUAUUGUAUCUUGAGAGGGUCAUUAUGCCAAUAAUAAAACACAUGUACUGGUUCAAUUUCACUUCUUUUAUUAUUCAUUAGUUGGUUAAAUAACCAAUUGAUGAGUAAUAAAGAAGUAGAAUAAUACCAGUGCAUAUGUUUAUUACUGACAGAAUGACCCUCCUAAAAUACAGCAAAAUAUAUUUUUAAUAAUUAAAUUAUAUACUUUUAUAAUCAAACAGUUGUUAGUUUCUUUAGGUUUUUUUUUCUGAUAUAGGAUGCAUUUAACUUUAAUAAUAAUUUAUGUAUAUGUAUAAAAUAUGAGUAAAAUGUGUUAUUGUUGUUUCCAAACAGCUUUUUUUUUUCAUUGCAAAUACAGUAAUACCUCAGUUAGCAAUCUCAAUACAUUCUUAAAAAUGCAGUGCUAUUGGAGGUCAUUACAACUUUGAAUAUACAUAGAGAUAUAGCUUGCUAGGUUGUUUUUCUCAUAUGUAAAUGAAGGUGACAAACAUUCCCGAAUAUUUGAAAUUCAGAAAUGAUAUCGCACCCUUCCAGUAUUUGUUAACAUUAGAUAACCUCUCACAUGUGAUGUUACAUAUUGAUUUCUGAAACUACAAUAAAAUUAGACUUUAAUUACGAGUGCACAAGUCUACCUUGCCUUACCUAUUCUCAUCCUCAUUGCUGUGAGUCAGGGACCAUGGACACAUACUUCAUCUCUGUCUCUAUCAAUUCCUACCCUUUGGCCAUGGUUGUGCAUUCAUUCAGAGACCUUCUGGUUCAUUCUUUGAUGUCAUCCAAGUAGCAUCUUCUUAGUCUCACCUUUCCUCAUUUCCCAUUGACUCUUCUAUAAGAUGUGGAUGCUGGGGUUCUGGACCUUGAUUAGUUGAGACACAUAAGGCCACAACAUGAUCCCUCUAACCAACUCUGUCUCCUGCUAUUGUUUCAGUCUCAUUCCAGCUUCUCUACCCUUCUCGUCUCCUUUCCUUGUCAACAGUCCUUCGUGGUUUUAGGGUGUCCUGCUACUUUUUCUUUCCCCUCCACUCAGGCUGUUACUUAAGUGCCACCAUACACUCACUUUCUCAAUCUUGCCUGAGGACAUGUCUGAUCCAGUUUCAGCAUCCGCAUCUUAUUUCAUCAUUGAUCCUGUUGAUACCCAUUGUUGUCUCAAUUGUAUCAUUUCAGACUCUUGGCACACACUAGAUGUCAAGUCUUCUCCUUAAGCAUUUGAAUCAGAAGCUGUCCCUUGCUUUUUCUUGCAUUUUUGUCACUUUCCAGUUUUCACAUCCACAGAGUAGAUUGAGUCACUGUCUUAAACUGCUGAACCUUGAUAAUAUGCCCAAAAUAUUGCAGCUUUCUCUUCCUGACAGCCAAAACUUCUCUUUCUGUCCGCAUUUCCUCAAGUAGAGAUUCAUUCGUUCAAUGGUCAACCCAGCUAAUUCUCAAUACUCUUUGGUAGCCCUUUGUUUUCUGAAUGAAACGAAUUAAUAAUUUCAUUUUCUAGAAAAACACUUUUCACCUUCAGUUUCACGUCCAUGGGGCAGCAGACAGUAAGAAAGUUAUUCUAGUUUCUUGUUAUCUUUUAUUAUCUUUCCACACUUCUGAAAACUUUUUGUAAUGAAAAUUAUAUUCUUGCUUCAUAUUUGAAUAACGUUUACUGUGGAAGAAAAUGGAAGAUUUGAAGCAACAAGAGAAAGAAUGAGACAGUACGGAGAAAAGAGGGGAAUGAAGAUGAAUCAGAGUAAGUUUAAGACAAAAUCAACAGGUUAGAAGAGUCUGCAUGAUUUAGCACCAAUAUUCAGAAUAAAACCUAUAUUAUUAAAGAGACAGUUAACAGAUAUGAAAGAGAGCUUAUGGAUGAUGAAGUAAGCUGACUGUAUAUGACAACGUUGAGAGAGAGAAGUGCAUUGAAAUGACACAAACGAAGAUCAUCUGGCAGAAUAGCAAGAACUUAGAGAAGGAAAUCAAAGAGAAGACAUGAACAAAGAACAGUUGCUUAAUUUAAGAAAUAUUCAAACAAUAGACAAGGUUAAAGACAAUUAGGUGCUCCUAUGACAUGACAUCAGAGUAAAUAAGUUUUCUCAUUCACUAACCUCAAUGCUUUGAUCUAGUUUUAUAAUCAUAAGACUUUUUUUAAUAUAGUGAAGAAAUGCUAUGAAGAUAUUUAAAAGUAUGCAUCAACAUAAAAGUAAGAAAAUUUGUAAAAUGUGGAAUUUCUAUGUUUGCCACUAAUUAUUGUAAUAAUGUAAUGCGAUCCCUCUGGAAAUAUCUGCUCCAAGAAAAGAAAAAAAAAAAGCACUAAAUGGUGGGUAGUGUUAAGUGGAGUAUUACUGUACUGUACAUAGAACCUUAUAUUCUCACCUUGUAAUAAUCUGUUAACUCAUGUGAAAGAUGUACAUAUUCCUUGCUAAUAAAUUAUAUGAUGAAGA